AUGUACAGGUAUACCAAUUAUUCAAAUAAAAAUAAUAAUCAUAAAUUACUACUUCUAUUAUUCUAUUUUUCUUGCAUUUUUCAAUAUGUUCAAUCAUCGCAGCCAUUUUACAAAACUAUUUUAUAUGGUGAAAAAUUGAAGGGUUUUCUAACGGUGAGUGUUUUUGGGGGGCAAGAGCGAGGCAAGAAGAUCUAUCAUGUAGGUGAUUAUCAGUUUUUCUCUAUCUGAUAUGUUUUUUCGUCUUUUUUUCUCGUUGAAAUGAGACGAAAUUAAGUGUCUGAUAACCUUGACUGACUCAUUGUUUUUAAGAUUUUUUUCUGAAGAAAAAUGAAUGAAUGAAGUAAGUACGGAAAGAUCAACUAUUCUUUUAGAUGAAAUUCAAAUAAAUAAUUUGGAAUUAGAUUUAGAAAGCACCGAUGGAUGUUCUCUCGAAAUCCCUCUUUAAGUUGAACAAACUUUUAAUUCAAAAAUUAUUCAAACAAAUCAAUUUUCAUUUCAAAUUCAGACUCCACCUUCGCAUCUUCAAAAAAAAAUUUCAACAAAAUUUUGCAGAUCUCACCCGCCGAUAAUAAUGGUGAUCAAUAUAUAGUCAGUUUCGAUAUACGGGAAAAACCAGAAAAUUGCACAUUAAUCUGGGCUGUUCAUAUGUCAUCAGCCCCCUAUGAUAUGGCUGUUAUGACAGAUAAUUGUAGACGGGUCAAAAAAUCGCCGCCAGUUGUCAAAAAUAUGCCAGUCAUUGAUUCGACAAUCAGUGGAGAUGGCUUGGCCGGAAACACGUUAGUUAUUUCCGGUGAUAAUAGUGAGGUUUGUUGAUCCUUGAACAUUUGAUAAGAUAAUAAAUCAAUUUAUUAAGGUUCUUGCAUGUGCGACUGUUAUUAUUCCUGGAGUUGAAUUAAAACAUGCAUCGUUCCAUAAAGAACCUUUUGAAGGACAUAUUCAUAUUAUUCCAAUUAAAAAUAAUGCUGUAAGAUUGGUGCCGGAUUUGAAAUAUAUGAAAAAGUUUGAUUAUAUUGAACCGGAAAAGAAAAUUAUGACUUGGGCAUUUGUUGACAACUGUCAAGAAGAUGCAAAACAAUAUACUGAUUAUGGAGAAGUUGGGAUGGAUUCAAGAGCUACUUUUACUUUUGAUCUACCACAAGACGCAAAUUUCACUUUGAAAUAUAUUGCUUUAUAUCGAGAAGAUAAAAUGUAUACUUGUGCUAAAAUUAGUAAUGUUGAACCAAGAAUUUUAAAAUCUUUGGGAGUUACUCUUCGACAAAACCAUUAUUUUGAACCGGUGAGCGGAAUCAAUAAAUGUCCUGAAGAAUUGCAUAUUCGAGAUGAUUGUUUGGAUAUUUCAACAGAAACUGUUCAUAAAACAUAUCAUUCAUAUUAUCCGUCAGUAAAUAUUUUUGGAAUGGAAACAAUUAUGUUGAAAUCAUUAGUGUUUAAUGGAGAAUGUAAAGCUUUGAGGCCACAGUUUGCACAAUCUUCCGCAAUUGCAACAUUUAUCCAUCCGAUGGUUGGAAGGUAAGUUGUUUUCAUAGUUUUGGAACCUGAAAAAUUAUGUAAAAGUGUUUCUCAUUCAGAAUUUCGUUAGUUGAUACUGAUGACAAGAUUCUUCUCACUGGAGAACUCCGGAAUAUUUUUGAAGAUAUGUCAACUCGAGCAACUAUCCUUGUAAGUUUAUUGAUUUUUUUCAAAAUGAAAAAAAAAUCGACUCGAAUUCCAGAUAACAAAUCAAACAUUGAAUGCUUCCACCUGUUCAGUCGACUUCAAAAACAGUAAAAGUUUUGAAAAUGCAGCAAUAAUUGUUGGAAAAAAUGAGCCAACUGUGACAAUGGGUGGAUCUUUUGAGUGGUUCAAUAUUUCUGAAAUGCAAGCUGCAGUUGUAGAUUUAGAUUAUAUGAGAGUUUGCGAAAAUCUGACGAUUCUGCCAACUGGAGCUUUAUCAAUUCAUGCACUUAUAAAACGACAUAUCAAUAAGGAAUCUCAAAUUAUGGCAUCUGUUGUAGCAUUGGAAUAUCCAGCUAAUAAUUAUACAGAGGUAAGACUGUCCCAGGAAAUUGUGAACGUUCUCAAUCUGAAUAUGUUUUCAGAUACUCAUCCAUAAAAAACACACAUUCUCAAAUGUUUCUGCUCACUUCCGCCCAGUUGAUCGAAGUAUUACAAACGGCGAUGCUUGCUCUGUUGAGAAUCUUGGAGCAAUUCAAAAUGUUCAUUGGAUUCGAGAAGUUCGAGAUAAACUUAUUAAUUCCGACAAUGAUUCAAGCAUUAUUUUUGAUGAGAAAUUUGUAACUGGAGAUACAAGUAUGCUUGGAACAUCACUAAUGUUAAAAGAUAAUGAAAAUAAAGUGUAUUGUGGACAUUUUGAACCGAUCAGUGAGCGGAUAUUGGCAAUUGCAGAGUUAGAAAAACCAUUUGAAGGCUACAUAAAAUUGGUAUUUUUUUUAUUUAUUUGAUUUUUUUUCGGAAAAAAAAUUCUAAAUCACGUUUAGACUCAAUAUGAAACUUCAAAUUGGGAAACUGGAUAUCCUACCAGUGUUUAUUACUCUAUUCACAAUUCCAAUUCCACGAAAAAAGAAACAGUGAUCUGGGAAAUUGUCGAUACUGGCAAUUCAACAUGUGCUGAUGCAACUUUGUUCAAUCCCUUGCAAGCUCAAGAAUCUGAAUGCUCUCGAGAUCGAUUUGAACUCUGUCCAAUUGGAAGUGCGUCGAAUAGAUCGAAGGAUUUGCUGAUGAAUUCAAGAAGACAUCUGACCGCGCAAAAUUUGCCGUUGUCAGGACCAAAUAAAGGUUAGUGUUUUUCUCAAUAAACUUUCCUGUUUGAAACUAAAAAUAUUUCAGUGACUAAAAACAUGAUUCGUUUACGAUCUUCCAAUGACAGCUCCAAAAUUGGGUGCUAUCCAUUGAAUUCUGUGUCAAAGGUAUGAUCAAUUUUUCUGUUACUUUUUCGAAAUUUCGAUAAUUUACAGGCUAGCUUCCAAUGGAUCGCACCAAGUCAAUUGGGACUUUCUGGAGUACAAGCUGAAUUUUCAGCGAAAACCAAUGUUUCGCUUUUCAAGGUGAGGAGAUUAGAAUUCCUCCAUCAUUCAGCCAUGAUUUUACUUUAGAUUGAAAUUGAUACAACUCGUGAAAAAUAUCUGAAAAGUUGCACCAUUUAUCGAUUAACAAUUUUGGAGCAAGAUGACAAGCUUGAGAAAAUCUUGAAUUUAUUUGACGUAGAAGCAAAAAAAUUCAAAAACGAUACAAGUUUUAAUUGUGAGAAGGGAGAAGUUAGGACAACUAGACUUCAAACAACUACAGUAGUUCCGACUACAACGCAGAAAAUCAACACAACUACAACUAAAGCUAUAAUAACAUCAAGUUCAAGGCUAUUUUUUCAGUGGUUUUUGAUAUUUGCAGUUGUUAUUUUAUCAAUUUUUGGAUGUUGA
Molecule: messenger RNA, 3413 nt
Organism: Caenorhabditis angaria
Lineage: Eukaryota; Metazoa; Nematoda; Chromadorea; Rhabditida; Rhabditidae
Source: the annotation of a GenBank genome assembly